Messenger RNA from Protobothrops mucrosquamatus (brown spotted pit viper), 751 nucleotides. RefSeq names its product regulatory factor X associated ankyrin containing protein (gene RFXANK). Gene Ontology annotation, biological process: regulation of transcription by RNA polymerase II. NCBI's taxonomy places the organism in Eukaryota, Metazoa, Chordata, Lepidosauria, Squamata, Viperidae. The coding region runs from base 1 to 735 and encodes 244 amino acids. Gene Ontology annotation, molecular function: protein binding. Gene Ontology annotation, cellular component: nucleus. The record is from RefSeq and is a predicted model, not a curated record. The transcript has 8 exons.
AUGAUUCAAGCCACCAUCCAGAGGGAUCCUGAAGGUUCAGCUACUGACAGAAAAGAUGAUGACGAUGAUGACGAUGACACAAUAAUAAACCUGCAAUUGUUUCCAUAUUCAGAAGCUGGGGAUGAUUUAAAUGAUGGGAUCCUGAAGCGUUCCAGUACCCUGACAAACCGUCAACGUGGCAAUGAAGUCUCUGCUUUGCCAGCUACUUUGGAUACUCUGUCCAUUCACCAGCUUGCAGCUCAGGGUGAACUGAUUUUGUUAAAGGAAAGCCUCCGAAAAGGUGAGAACCUGCUGAACAAGCCCGACGAGCGAGGAUUCACCCCUCUGAUGUGGGCCUCGGCUUUCGGAGAGAUUGAAACCGUCCGCAGCAUGCUAGACUGGGGCGCAGAUCCCCAUCUCCUUGCUAAGGAGCGAGAGAGUGCCUUGUCCCUCGCCAGCACAGGGGGAUACACAGGCAUUGUCACCUUGCUGUUGGAGAAGGCUGUGGACAUCAACACCUAUGAUUGGAAUGGUGGGACUCCGCUGCUUUACGCUGUACGGGGCAACCACGCGAAGUGCGUUGAGGCCUUGCUAGCCCGCGGUGCAGACCUUACCACUGAGGCUGAUUCUGGCUAUACUCCAAUGGACCUUGCGGUGGCUUUGGGUCACAAAAAAGUCCAGCAAGUGAUUGAAAAACACAUCCUCAAGUUAUUGCGGAACAAGGAAAGAGAGGAAAAGGACCUCGAAUCAGAAUGACGAGCGUCUCUUGUUU